CUCAGGGAGUCUAUAACACGAAAUCCAACAAGUCGAAACAAGCUCACCGGUUACUUUUAGCUGGUUCCACUCGACAGUCGUCUGUCUCUCGCCGACAGCAUUUAUUCGUUUUUUAUUUUUUUUUUUUACUCUCUGUUUACCAUUGUAAACAUUUUUUUAUAAAAUCUCGCGUUCCCACGUUCUAUCCACGCUACAAUUAUAUCUAAGAAAAAAUAAAAGACAAAAAUUAAAUUAUUCAUAUUUUUAUUCGUGUGUGUUUUUUUUUUCAUCAAAUUUUAUACAUUCUCAAGUGCCGAAUUUUAAAAUUUGUUCUUCCAUAAAAUUUUGUUAGUGGAGCAACAUAUCCCACGUGCUCAAAAAUAAUUUAAACAAAGUGUUUAUUAAAGUGAAAAAAGAGUGCUUUAAUAUUAAAUAUUUCCAAAAAGAAAAAAAAAAUGUUUAGUGUUUGUUAAAGUUAAAGCAAAGCAAAGCAAAGUGAAAUAUUUUUAAAAUGGCAUCAUCAGUGAUAACACCAUUUUUAAUAUUAUUAUUUAUAAAAACAGUAUUAACAAUACACUUGUCACCACAUGACAAUGGACUGGAGUACUAUUGUUCAUUAAAUAAAUUUGAAAAUAGUCAUCCAGGGUUGCAAUUCACCAAGGAAAUUGUAACAACUGAAUAUGCAAAUUUUGGAUCAUUCAAAGCUCUACAUUGUUGUAUAAGUGGAUACCGCAGUAUUGAAUGGUACAAAGAUGACAAGGCAUAUCCAUGGCCCAGAGCUGUUAGUAAUUUUAUAUUAUAUCCAGAGAGUAAAAAUCAAACAAUUUAUACACACGUUGCUGGACCAGAAGAUGCCGGUAAAUUUUCAUGUCGUGCAAGAAAUGACACGAAUACUCUUAUUGCUGAUAUUACACUUGGAAUUGUUGGUGAAUCAUCAAGAGAUAUAUCAAGUGGCUAUACUGGAAAACCUCUAUUAACAUACAAACCAAAAUCUCAAAUAAUAUCAUUUGGAUCAGAAGCUAGAUUUUAUUGCGAGGCAUACUUGGGUCAUGUUGACUUGCCUGAUGCCAAAAAUACAGUAACAUGGCUAAAAGGAAACACCAAUGAAAGUAUUCCAAAUGAUGGACGUCUACGACAAACCCAAGUAUCCAGAGAGGAUAAUCAAAUUGUUGGCUCAUAUUUUCAUAUUGAUUUUACAAUAAAUUCAGAUUAUGGACUUUAUAGAUGCAAAAUAAGCAAUGGUGCUGAUGAAGAAAUAAUAAUACCAGUUUAUAUUUAUCCACAAGAUGAUUUUUUGAGAAAUGGAUCAUGGACAAAAGCCUUAUUAUUUGCAAUUAUAAUAUUGUUGGUUAUUGUCUUGGUAUUAUCAUCUUAUCACAGAUUUUUCUUACCAAUCUUUGUCAUUUUACGUAACAGGUUUUCUCAUCUCGAAGAAAAAGAUGGUAAAAUAUUUGAUGCAUUAAUAUGCUACAAUGAAAAAGAUUCAAGUCUAGUAUUUGAUAAAUUAUCAAGUGUUUUACAAAAUAAAUAUGGAUAUGAAAUAAAAACACUUGAAAUAUCAAAUAUAAAUACAGAAUGGUCAAUUGAAUUAAAAUCCCAUACAUCAACAACAAGAAGAAUAAUAAUAGUAAUGAGUUCAAAUUUAAUAAAUAAUACAUGGACAGCGCCAAACAUAAUAUCAUCAUUCAAAAAAUUAUCAUCAUUAUCAACAAACACAAUUGUACUAUGCCUUGAAGAUUUACCAAAUCAAUUAUUAUUAACAAAAACAUUUAAUAAUUUUAUAUUAUCACGUACUACUGAUGAUUUUAAUUUCGAUAAUAUAAAUGUACUGAGAUGGAAACACGAUAGUAAUGAUGAUAUAGUUAAAUUAUUUUAUUGGAAAUUACGUUAUUUAAUGCCUGCUAAAAAAACAACUCAUAAUAAUGAUAAAAAUUCAACUGAAAUGACAACAACAAGUGUUACAAAUGUCAGAGAAACAAUUGAAUCAAAUAAUAUGUCGCAAAAAAAUAUUAACGUAUAUGUUUAGGUGUCUAGUUUAUUUUUUAUUUUUUUCUUUUUUAAAAUAUUAUUUCUUUUUUUUUUUAAAUAUAAAUAUGGAUAUAUUGAUAUAUUUAAAUAUUUAUAUUCUUGUGAUAUGUUGAGUCUCAAUUUUUUUUUUUUUACUUACUUUAUAUUUUAAAUUGUAAAAAAAAAAUAAUAUGAGACAAUAUUAUCUCAAUACAUUCCAAGAAAUAGUGAGAUAAAAAUAAAACUAAAUUUUGCUGGAAAAAAAAUUUAUAUAUUUAUGUCAGAUAAAGUUGAUUUAUCUGAAAUUUAAAGUAAAAAAAAUUAAGCAAAGUUUGAUAAAAAAAAGAAAAGAAUACGAUUAUAUUUAAGACAAUUUUUUCAAUGUUUAAGUUAAAAUUAUUAAUUGUAAUAUAUUUAAUUGAAAAAUAAUGCAAAUUUAUCAAUUAAAUAUUUGAAAAAUUAAUUAGUUUUCCAUUGUUAAAUAUGGUUAAUUGAAUUAUUAUUUUUUAUUUCAUGUAAAUAUUGAAAUCGAGAUUUAAAAUUAACGAGAAACAUAAACAAAAUAUCUCGAUUUAUUAAUUAUUUAUUUAGAUAAAAUAUCGUUAUUUAUUUUAUCUCGAAAAACAUAGUUGUAAGUAUUUUUUUUUAACAAGAUAAAAGUCAUACGAGACAGUGCUAAAAUUUCAAAAAGUCAUAAUUUUAUUUUACUAUUGUAAUAGUUGUAUUAAUUAAUAUCAAUUUUCAUUUUUUAUUAUAAAAUUCAUGCAAUAUUUUCACCGUUAUAUUAAACCACCGAAGCAUACUCUUUUAGUCUUUUGACUAUUGAAAACGAUUUUAAAAAAUACGUAAACUUUAAUAAAAAUAUUAGUAAAUGAUUGUUGGAGGCAUUGAAAAACUUUGUGAUUCAUAAAUAAAAAAAAUUUAAUGAAAAUUUAUUUGCAUUUGAAUGACGUGGUGUCAAAGAUAAUAAUAGGAAGCUACUUAUCAGAAAAAAAAUAAAAUAAGAAUGCGAUAAAAUAUCAUUUUACUGCUGCUAGAUCUGAUGACAAAAUAAAAAAUAAAAAACAAACAUAAUGAAAAUAUAAAAUAAUAAUAAUCGGAGAAUUUAAAUGAAUUAAUAAAAUAUAAAUCAACACAAUUGAUUGUAUGUUAUCAAAAUUAAUUGAGAAUAUUGUGAAAACUUAAAAUUUCACGUUUUUUUUUUUUUAAUUUUAUUAUGUUCUUUAUUGUUAACUUGAUAAAUGACAUUUGUGUAAAAAAAUAUUGUUUAUAGUAGUAAGUUUUUCACUUUGAUUAUUAGUUGUAAUAAAUAUUAAUGUUUCUU
Molecule: messenger RNA, 3310 nt
Organism: Aphidius gifuensis
Lineage: Eukaryota; Metazoa; Arthropoda; Insecta; Hymenoptera; Braconidae
Product: interleukin-1 receptor accessory protein-like 1-B
Exons: 6
Coding region: 491-2005 (504 amino acids)
Biological process (GO): signal transduction
Source: RefSeq, a predicted model, not a curated record